AUGAAUGUGCUAGGUGUCAUCUCGGUUUUUGUGGCGUUUAUAGCGCCAACUGUAGCUCACAGGUGCACCGAGUUCGUUCCUGUGGAUAUUUCUGUCGCGGAUAGCAGCGACUACAUCAGAAAUGAGUCGGGAUCCAGGUUCACAAUCGCCACCAAGAGUGGCAAGUGCAUCGGCGCCGUGUACAAUGCCGGCGUGGAGAUCUCGAAAAUUCCGGAUGCGGGCGCCACAAACAGGAGGGUUACCGUGCACCGCUUACUAGAAUCGGAAUAUGGACCGAAUAUCGUGGAGCCCUUCAUUGAAAAGGACGGUUUCGUGUACGUUGUGGAAGUUGAGACCAUCUUCCUCGGUAUUCCCAACAGACAGAGGCUUGUAAAAACCUCCAGUGGCGCGUACGAGGAUUACGCGGAAGAAUUUGAUGAUUUGGACAUAUGCUCGAAGAACUUCGACGGGUUCGUGCACGAAGCGUUGCGCACUGAUAACACUAUGGCUCGAUUCCUGCCCAAACCUGGAAGGCGCAUGGGAUCCAUCAGAUGCGGCGACAAAGUGCUGCUCGAGCAUGAUGACGAGAUCUUCUUCAGGUACGCGGAGUUCAACAACAACAAGUGGAAUGUAUUUACCACGCCGAACGUGGGAAACAGCUUCAAGACGUCUUUCCUGCCCGUCGCCUGGAAAGACUGCAUGUACCGCACCCUGGACAACGAUUCCUUGUACAUCGACCUGUCUAAAGACUACAGGACGGAGUAUUGCCAAAUCCUGUCGACCUGUGGCGAAAACUGCAUCUUCUUCGACGGUUGUAGUGACCCCGACUACAGGGUUGUGGACGUUCUCGACCAGAAGGGCGUCAUUUACAUGGGCAACAAGGCCCGUUGUGUGCAGAUGAAAAUGCAAGUCGUGGGGAGCACCCACUACCUCACCGUGUACGCCAGGCUCCUGAACGGGCUCUUCGAAGCCGAGCUCUACCGCUCGCCGGACGGGCGUAACUACACGCCUUACAAGCCGGAGGUCAUCAACUUGGAGCUGACGGCCACCAACAUAGAUGAGCGCAUCCAGGUCACUACGGACAGAAACGGCAAGGUGUACACGAUACCUGCGCCUAACAACCUCCUGUACACCAUCGGUGCUGUCACUUACAUGAACAAGACGCUCGUUGGAAAGAGCUUUUUGGAUGACCCUGACAACGUGCCCUAUGUCGUACUCUCAAGAAGGAUCACCGUCAUUGGCGAGUACACCACUGUCGAGACCCAAACUAACAAGGACCAACCCACCAAUGUCACCUACGUCACCAACAAGGAUGGCGUAUGGCUCCACAGGCCCAAGCCCGUGCAAUUCGAGCUCACGCAACUGAACGCUAACGACCCCAACUUCAGGGUAACGCGUUUGGAGAAGGGCAAGUUCCAUGUCACGGCCGCCCUGCCGAACAUGAAGAUAGGAUCCAUCAAGUACAAGAACAACAUCGUCGCGCCGAACCAAAGCAACGCGCUUUCGACAGAGUUCCUGUACGACUUCAACGAGCUGCUCGUCACCCAGCAGAUGAACGAAAGCGUCAGGUUCUACAGCAAGUACGUGCUCAAACAGGGUUUCCUCGGGGAUGAAACCAUGCUGUUCGUCGAAAGGCACAAGGAGCCGCGUUCGCUCAGCAUAAUGGACGUGUUUACUAACAUGUUGCCAGAUGUGUUCUGCAAGGACAGGCUCGGUAGGUUCGUCAAGCUCUACGUGUGCAAGGACCUCUACAACAUCACCAUGGGUGCCGUCACCUUCGGUGACACCACCCUUGUGCCCUACAACAGGUACUUCAAGAUGAGGGAGGUCUACGUCGCAGAAGAGUACUUCAUGUCCUACAUCGUGGUAAGGUCGUUCACCGAGGAGGGCGACAGCGUCGUGGAGGCCUUCCGCAGCAGGGUGGCGGAUGGUGAGAUCACCUUCGUGCGCAUGAGAAGCAAGCCUGUCGCGGUCGACUUGGCCCCCGAAGCGAAGGCUGCCGAACAGGUCGUUAGGGUCCAGGAUGGCAACAACAGUUACUACCGUAUCAGACCCGAGUUCGCCGUCAACUACAGGAUCGGAGACGUCAGGUACGACGGAAGGCUCCUCAUCCCGGACGGCGGUACCAAUCUCUGCAGGGUUCUGAACACCACCUCUGAGGUGGUGGACGGUAAAAUUACCGAAAUAUUGGUCCAUCUCGGUGACAUCAGCUCAGCCGGCAGGAAGGCGAAGCUGUUGACCGCCAACCUCGAGACCCGCUCUGUCACCGAGGUCCCGAAGAAGCCGCUCGAAAUCAACAUCAGCUUCAAGGGAACCAGGGACGACUUGGUGGAAAUCGCCGAGAACAACGACACCAUCUCGUACUAUGUGCCGUGGAUGCUGUCUGGAGGCCUCAAGCUGGACGCCGUCGUUUUCACCAACGGCCAAAACGAGGUCGACGUCCUGAUCAAGGACUUGGACCUGGACGACUUUCCGGAAGUCAGGCUCCACCACGCUUCCAACGCGGCAGAGGCGAUGGUCGCCAUCACACCCAAAAACAGCACACCGAUCUACGUCAACGUCAUGCCCUCGGAGUCCACCCCUGUCGUGAGCACAUUGAAUCGCCAAUACGACGAAUACUUCAAGUCAUACUACGGGGAGGUCUGA
Molecule: messenger RNA, 2625 nt
Organism: Babesia ovata
Lineage: Eukaryota; Apicomplexa; Aconoidasida; Piroplasmida; Babesiidae
Product: family transcriptional regulator, putative
Exons: 1
Coding region: 1-2625 (874 amino acids)
Source: RefSeq, a predicted model, not a curated record